This is a messenger RNA of Pyrgilauda ruficollis (rufous-necked snowfinch), 728 nucleotides long. Its product is annotated as eukaryotic translation initiation factor 3 subunit C-like. Bases 156 to 485 code for a protein of 109 amino acids. Gene Ontology annotation, molecular function: translation initiation factor activity; RNA binding; translation initiation factor binding. NCBI's taxonomy places the organism in Eukaryota, Metazoa, Chordata, Aves, Passeriformes, Passeridae. The transcript has 4 exons. The record is from RefSeq and is a predicted model, not a curated record. Gene Ontology annotation, cellular component: eukaryotic translation initiation factor 3 complex. Gene Ontology annotation, biological process: translational initiation.
GGGGCCAUUUUGGGUUAUUUUGGGUUAUUUUGGGCCGUUUUGGGUUAUUUUGGGGCGGGCCAGGUGUGAGCCCUGUGUCCCUCCCCAGGAAGAUCCAGGAGGAGUCGCUCCGCACGUACCUGUUCACCUACAGCAGCGUCUACGACUCCAUCAGCAUGGAGACGCUGGCGGCCAUGUUUGAGCUGGACCUGCCCACGGUGCACGGCAUCAUCAGCAAGAUGAUCAUCAACGAGGAGCUGAUGGCCUCGCUGGACCAGCCCACGGCCACGGUGAUGAUGCACCGGACGGAGCCGACGGCCACGCAGAACCUGGCGCUGCAAUUGGCCGAGAAGUUGGGCAACCUGGUGGAGAACAACGAGCGGGUGCUGGACCAGCGGCAGGGCGCCUACGGGGGCUACUUCAGAGACCAGAAAGAUGGCGGAUACCGCAAGGGCGACGGGUACCUGCGGCGCGGCGGCUUCCGGCAGGAGCGCAGCAACUACUGACCCGCACCUGGCCCAGAGAGACACACCUGGCCCACAGCGGGACCCUCACCUGCCCCACAGACCCCUCACCUGCCCCAUGGAUCCCUCACCUGUCCUACAAACCCCUCACCUGGGCAAAGAGUCCUCACCUGCCCCGCAGAGGCCUCACCUGCCCCACAGACCCCUCACCUGCCCCACAGAUCACUCACCUGUUACACCGAGGGUCCUGCCGUCGGAAAGCAAUAAAUGAAUUAUUAAAGAGUG